Molecule: messenger RNA, 3640 nt
Organism: Sardina pilchardus (European sardine)
Lineage: Eukaryota; Metazoa; Chordata; Actinopteri; Clupeiformes; Clupeidae
Gene: dab2ipa
Product: DAB2 interacting protein a
Exons: 18
Coding region: 4-3495 (1163 amino acids)
Biological process (GO): regulation of GTPase activity
Source: RefSeq, a predicted model, not a curated record
AGCAUGCCGGGCAGCACUACAGAGAAGAUCCUGGAGUCAGGAGGACCCGCCCCCUUUAGGGUCACGGGGUUCCUGAGCCGCAGGCUGAAGGGCUCCAUCAAGCGCACUAAGAGUCAGCCCAAACUGGACCGCCACAGCAGCUUCAGACACAUCCUGCCCGCCUUCAAGACCGGCGAGACUGACCCUAGAUCCCAUCUGAUGCCGAGGUUGAAGGAGUCUCGCUCCCACGAGUCGUUACUGAGCCCCAGUAGUGCAGUCGAAGCUCUGGACCUCAGCAUGGAGGACGAGGUGCUCAUCAAACCUGUGCACAGCAGCAUCCUGGGACAGGACUACUGCUUUGAGGUGACCACGUCCACAGGAAGCAAGUGCUUCUCCUGCCGCUCCGCCGCAGAGAGGGACAAAUGGAUGGAGAACUUACGCCGCGCCGUGCAUCCCAACAAGGAUAACAGUCGUCGUGUGGAGAACCUGCUAAAAUUGUGGAUUAUUGAAGCGAAGGACCUCCCGGCUAAAAAAAAGUACUUCUGCGAGCUCUGUCUGGACGACACACUUUACGCGCGGACUACCUGCAAACUCAAAACAGACAAUGUCUUCUGGGGGGAGCACUUUGAGUUCAACAACCUGCCCGCGGUCAAGAGCAUCACGGUGCACCUGUACAAGGAGACGGACAAGAAGAAGAAGAAGGACAAGAACAACUACGUCGGCCUGGUCAACAUCCCCAUCGGCGCCGUCACGGGCCGGCAGUUCAUGGAGAAGUGGUACACCGUCAGCACCCCGAACCCCAACAAGGGCAAGGCGCCGGGCCCCAUGAUCCGCAUGAAGUCGCGCCACCAGAGCAUGUGCAUCCUGCCCAUGGAGCAGUACAAGGAGUUCGCCGAGUACAUCACCAACAACUACCUGCUGCUGUGCUCCGUGCUGGAGCCCGCCCUCAGCGUCAAGAACAAGGAGGAGAUGGCCUGCGCCCUCGUGCACAUCCUGCAGAGCACCGGCAAGGCCAAGGACUUCCUGACAGAUCUGAUGAUGUCAGAGGUGGACAGGUGCGGCGACAACGAACACCUGAUCUUCAGAGAGAACACACUGGCCACCAAAGCCAUCGAGGAGUACCUGAAACUAGUGGGCCAGAAGUACCUACAGGAUGCACUGGGUGAGUUCAUCAAGGCGCUGUAUGAGUCGGAUGAGAACUGUGAGGUGGACGCCUCCAAGUGUUCCAGCUCCGACCUGCCGGAACACCAGAGCAACCUCAAGAUGUGCUGUGAGCUGGCCUUCUGCAAGAUCAUCAACUCCUACUGCGUGUUUCCUCGUGAGCUGAAGGAGGUGUUUGCGUCGUGGCGUCAGGAGUGCGGUAACCGGGGGCGACCGGACAUCAGCGAGCGCCUGAUCAGCGCGUCACUCUUCCUACGCUUCCUGUGUCCGGCCGUGAUGUCACCGUCACUCUUCAACCUGACGCAGGAGUACCCCGACGACCGCACCGCACGCACCCUCACACUCAUCGCCAAGGUUACGCAGAACCUCGCCAACUUCACCAAGUUUGGCAGUAAGGAGGAGUACAUGUCCUUCAUGAACCAGUUCCUGGAGCACGAGUGGACCAACAUGCAGCGCUUCCUGCUGGAGAUCUCCAACCCUGAGACCAUCUCCAACACGGCCGGGUUCGAGGGCUACAUCGACCUGGGCCGAGAACUGUCCACCCUGCACGCGCUCCUAGCAGAGGCUGUGGCUCAGCUGGACCAGAGCACCGCCUCCAAGCUCGGCCCAUUGGCCAGGAUUCUGCGUGAUGUCAACGCAGCACUGGCCAAUCCCUGUGGAGCUCCUCUGGCAACGCCCACUGAGAGGGUGGGGUCACCCAGUCUGCCCUCCUGCAGCCUCUCCACCGGCCUCCAGAAACUAGCCAUGGACGGAGAGCUGACCGGGCUGGUGGACUUCACGCGGUUGCCGUCGCCGACGCCGGAGAACAAGGAGCUGUUCUUCGUGACGCGCGGCUCGGUGGUGGUGCCCUCCCUCUCUCCCGCCCGCAGCUCCAGCUACUCCAACGAGCCCCACGAGGCCGACGCCAGCGCCAUGACAACCGCCAUGCCAACCACCGGGGCACUGCCCAACGGCACACGCAGCCUCUCACUGCUCGACCUGCAGGAGGGAGGAGGGCACAGCCUGGACAGCGGUCCGAGUCUGGAGCUCCCGCCGGACGCUCAGUCCCCCACGGGCCUCUCUGGCGGCGGCGGCGGCGGCUGGGCUGGACGUUCCGGAGGUCCGACUCUUCGGCGGGCAGGACCAGGACCGCAGACCCCCACCACGCCGGGCGAGGGUGGCAGCGCGGUGCCAGGGGGGGGGGUGCGGGCGCAGAUGCUGGCGCCGCUGUCCUUCCAGAACCCCGUGUACCAGAUGGCGGCCGGGCUGCCGGUGUCUCCGCGCGGAGGCGGGCCGGACUCGGGCUCCGAGGGCCACAGCUCCGUCAGCUCCCACGGCAACAACGCCGACGACACGCCCAACGCCCCCAACAAGCACGGCUUCCUGCCGCCGGGGGGGGGAGGGGGGGCGGUCGCCGGGAGCAACGGGGGGGAGGAGUUUGGCGUGCGGCGCUCCGGAGAGUUCACCACGCGGCGGCAGCUGUCGCUCACGGAGACGCAGCAGCAGCAGGGAACGCCGGUACCGGGGAGCGUUCCACGCCAGAACAGCGCCGGACCCCAGCGCCGCAUCGACCAGCCGCCGCCCCUCACCCCUCCUCCCGUCUCUGUCCCCAGGGGGCGCACUCCGCCCAGCGUGCUCUCUAGCGCCCCCUACCCGCGGCCCUCCAGCGGCAGCAUGAUGUCCUCGUCAUCCCCAGACUGGCCUGCGGGGGGCAGCAGACUACGCCAGCAGUCGUCCUCCUCCAAAGGAGAGAACAGCCCCGAGAACAAGCAGCGCACUCUACACAAGCAGGCUCCGUCCCCAGUGAACCCUAACGCGCUGGACCGCACGGCUGCCUGGCUGCUGAACAUGAACGUGCAGUAUCUGGACCAGGAGGGGGCCGACGGAGACUUCAAGAGCAAAGACGAGCUCACACAGACAGAGAAGGAGAUAGGCCUGCUGCAGGAGCGUCUGCGUGCGUCUGCGCUGAAGUUGGAGGAGUACGAGCUGCGCUUGGCGUCUCAGGACGACCAGACGCACAAGAUGCUGCUGGAGUACCAGAACCGUCUGGAGGAGACCGAGGAGCGCCUGCGCAGACAACAGGACGACAAGGAGCUGCAGAUGAAGAGCAUCAUCACCAGGCUGAUGUCCGUUGAGGAGGAGCUGAAGAAAGAUCACUCUGACAUGCAGGCCAUCGUGGACUCCAAGCAAAAGAUCAUCGAGGCCCAGGAGAACAGAAUAGCGUCUCUGGACGCGGCUAACUCUCGGCUGAUGAGUGCGCUGACGCAGCUGAAGGAACGCUACAGCAUGCAGACCCGCAACGGCAUCAGCCCCACCAACCCCAGCAAGCUGCAGAUCACCGAGAACGGGGAGUUCAGGAACAGCUCCAACUGUUAGCACACACACACACACACACACACACACACACACACACACACACACACACACACCAACCCCAGCAAGCUGCAGAUCACCGAGAACGGCGAGUUCAGGAACAGCUCCAACUGUUAACCUACACACACACACACACACACACACACAC